Molecule: messenger RNA, 2691 nt
Organism: Myotis davidii
Lineage: Eukaryota; Metazoa; Chordata; Mammalia; Chiroptera; Vespertilionidae
Gene: TTLL9
Product: tubulin tyrosine ligase like 9
Exons: 14
Coding region: 97-1407 (436 amino acids)
Biological process (GO): microtubule cytoskeleton organization; protein polyglutamylation
Cellular component (GO): cilium
Molecular function (GO): tubulin binding; tubulin-glutamic acid ligase activity
Source: RefSeq, a predicted model, not a curated record
UCCAGGCACCCCCCCCCUCCGUCGCCUUGGCAACAGGACGCAAAGGCUCCUGCCCGGUGAGGUGGCGGUUUGAAUCGGGCCCUGAGGAAUCGCGUCAUGUCACGACCGAAGAAUCAAAACUACAAGGGCUAUGGAUUGUCAAAGGGAAAAGAACGAGAGCAGAGAGCAUCAGUCCGGUUCAAGACCACUCUUAUGAAUACUCUUAUGGAUGUCCUUCGCCACAGGCCAGGAUGGGUGGAAGUAAAGGACGAAGGGGAGUGGGAUUUCUACUGGUGUGACGUCAGCUGGCUCCGGGAGAACUUCGACCACACCUAUAUGGAUGAACACGUGCGGAUCAGUCACUUCCGAAACCACUACGAGCUGACCCGCAAGAACUACAUGGUGAAGAACCUGAAGCGGUUCCGGAAACAGCUGGAGCGCGAGGCAGGAAAGCUGGAGGCAGCCAAGUGCGACUUCUUCCCCAAAACCUUUGAGAUGCCGUGCGAGUACCACCUGUUUGUGGAGGAGUUUCGUAAAAACCCAGGAAUCACCUGGAUCAUGAAACCUGUAGCCCGGUCCCAGGGGAAGGGCAUCUUCCUAUUCCGGAGGCUGAAGGACAUCAUGGACUGGAGGAAGGACUCAAAAAGUUCGGAUGAUCAGAAAGAAGAAAUUCCUGUGGAGAACUAUGUAGCGCAGCGUUAUAUCGAAAACCCCUAUCUGAUAGGAGGCCGCAAGUUUGACCUGCGUGUCUACGUGCUGGUGAUGUCGUACAUCCCGCUGCGGGCCUGGCUGUACCGUGAUGGCUUCGCCCGCUUCUCCAACACCCGCUUCACACUCAGCAGCAUUGACGACCAGUAUGUGCACCUCACCAAUGUCGCCGUGCAAAAGACGUCCCCUGACUACCACCCAAAGAAGGGCUGCAAAUGGAUGCUCCAGCGCUUCCGACAGUACCUGGCGUCCAAGCACGGGCCAGAAGCAGUGGAAUCGCUCUUCAGUGACAUGGACAACAUCUUCAUCAAGAGCCUGCAGAGUGUGCAGAAGGUGAUCAUCAGUGACAAGCACUGCUUUGAGCUGUACGGCUAUGACAUUCUCAUAGACCAGGACCUCAAGCCAUGGCUCCUGGAGGUCAAUGCGUCCCCAUCGCUGACAGCCAGCAGCCAGGAGGACUAUGAGCUCAAGACCUGCCUCCUGGAAGACACCCUGCACAUCGUGGACAUGGAAGCCAGGCUCACAGGAAGGGAGAAGCGAGUGGGAGGCUUUGACCUCAUGUGGAAUGAUGGCCCCGUCAGCAGAGAAGAGGGGGUUCCCGACUUGUCAGAAAUGGGGAACUUUGUGACCAACACACACCUUGGUUGCAUCAAUGACCGAAAAAAACAGCUGAGGCAGCUGUUCCGCUCCCUUCAAGGCCAGAAGAAAACUUCCAGCUAAUACCCAGCCGCUGAGAGGCAAGCGUCCCGGGAGGUGCCUUGCCAUCCAGUCCUCUCCCCACUCCAUGGCCAGCACAGCAGCACCUCAGAGCACAUGCCUCCCUCCCUCUGGAUGGGCCACAGCUGCUGCUUGCUGCUUGGGCCGGGUCUCCUGGAUUCCCCCACCGACCCCUGGGCAUCUUUGCACCAGGAGACAGCCAAUCCUCUGGACUGGAUGGGCUUUAACCUUGACAGAUUGGCUUAGCGAAUAGGCCCAAAGAGUAAAAACUCAGCAAAUUCGGCUCUCCAGAGAGGUCACAUCUAAUAAAUGAGCACAGGCCUUACUCGAAGUUACUGGGCACCAGGCUUGGCUCAGGGAACGCCAUGGGCUGCAGCGGUGUCCUCCUGGCUUCACCCUUUGAUGUCUUCCAGGAGGUUCGGGUUGUAAGAGUCCUCCAAGAGCAAAGGAUUCAUGGGCUCCGGAACUGGUCUUAAGCUAUGUUCGCAAAGCAAGCAAUUAUAGAUUGUGUUUAUUGGGAGUCUGGAGGACUGGACCCUGCACAUCUCCUCUUCCUUACAACACCCUGACCUUGCAUGUCAGGGGAACCCAUGGCGCUCCCCUGACUCUGUGAAAGUCAGCAGGCCAAAGCGUCCCCAUUGCUCAGAUGGACAUGGGUCAGGAAGGCAGAGCUGCUUAGUAAGGGUCCGUGCAAAGGGGCACUUGGCUGAGUCAUCUGGGUGACAGGUGCCUCUCUGGGCCUUCCUACUUGAGGUUGGGAGCUGAGCUUUUUAAACUAGAAAGCCUUGUGCCGCAGGCAAGGAGCUAGCAUUCCCACAUUCCUACGCCUCCUCUGAGUGUCAUAGGAAUUACAAGUGGGCUGGUGAGCUAACAGCUGCAUGGGGGACCCAUUAGGGGAUCCCCGGCAGCUCCCUCUACCACUCUUCCUGCUUCAGGACAGUUCUUUCAGCUACAAAUAACAGAAUGUGACUGCCCAGGGAUGGGAAGGGCUUUUGGAAGUGAAUACUGUCAAGUCCAAGAAAUGAAGCAGUUAGCUUUGGGAAGGCCAGAAACCAGCCUCUCUGGGCCUCCUCCUUCAUCCCUGUGACUGAGGCGAGCCCAGACAGCCCCAGGCAUGUCCUUUCCAGUAGGAUCCAGUCAGCUCUUUUGUGUCCUAGCAUCUACUUUGCCAGACAGGUAGGGGCAAUGUUUAGAGGAAAUUGUGAGCAAGGCAGUCCUACCAGAUAGUGUCUAGCAAAGUGAAUGCUGCUACUCCCUACUUUUUAAAUUUAUAUUUUAAAAUACACA